AUGGAUUACCAAGUACCACCACACAUUAAAACCCCAAUUACGGACAUCUUUUCAAAUCUCCAUAACUUUCAGAAUCAUCCAGACUGUGCGAUACGUGAACUAGAGCUUGUUGAUUGUCUUGAGGCAUAUGGACCACAACAUGCUGAAAGAAAAUGUCGUGUUCUAAUGGCUGAUCUGAAAGAAUGUGUUUUUCGAACGAAACAGAGACACAGACUUGUAAUAAUGAGUGGCGAGCGCCACAGACAAGUUUGCGAUGGUGAAAGAGAUCCUGCUAAUAAAUAUGCUAAGCCACCACCAAUGGACACUUACUAAUGUGUUAAAAUUGUAUAAUGAUAUUAAUUAGUCGAUGAAUAAACGUCCUCCAAGAUGUUGUGAAACUCA
Molecule: messenger RNA, 381 nt
Organism: Diachasmimorpha longicaudata
Lineage: Eukaryota; Metazoa; Arthropoda; Insecta; Hymenoptera; Braconidae
Gene: ND-15
Product: NADH dehydrogenase [ubiquinone] iron-sulfur protein 5
Exons: 1
Coding region: 1-312 (103 amino acids)
Source: RefSeq, a predicted model, not a curated record